AUGAGUACUUCGCAAGAUGGUCUAUACCAACCUAUGCUACAAAACAACCCACCAUCCUUGUCACCACAUUCAUCAGAACAGCAGAAUGAAUUUUCCAGCGAUCAGCUCGAAAGUAUAUUAGCUGAUAGAGAGGUGCCAUUUCAGAGGCGUCUCCGGCCGGCGACGUGGAUUGAACUGAAGCUACUCUUCCACCUUGCUGCUCCAGCGGUGGCUGUUUACAUGAUCAAUUACCUGAUGUCUAUGUCCACCCAAAUCUUCUCUGGUCAUCUUGGUAAUCUUGAGCUUGCUGCUGCCUCCCUUGGCAACACUGGCAUCCAAACAUUUGCUUAUGGUCUCAUGCUAGGUAUGGCAAGUGCCGUAGAAACACUAUGUGGACAAGCAUAUGGAGCAAAAAAAUUCGAAAUGCUAGGCAUUUAUCUACAAAGAUCGACAAUCCUACUCACAGCAUCCGGUGUCCUACUCACUUUCAUCUAUAUUUUCUCCAAACCCAUCCUCAUACUACUCGGCGAAUCGCCGGAAAUUGCAUCGGCGGCUGCUGUAUUCGUCUACGGCCUAAUUCCUCAAAUAUUCGCAUAUGCCGUGAACUUCCCUAUACAAAAAUAUCUACAAGCUCAAAGCAUUGUGGCACCAAGUGCUUAUAUCUCAACAGUCACAUUAGUCCUACAUAUGGUCCUGAGUUGGUUGGCUGUAUAUAAGUUUGGACUUGGGUUGUUGGGAGCUUCAGCUGUGUUGAGCCUGUCGUGGUGGAUAAUUGUGGUGGCUCAGUUUAUGUACAUAGUGACAAGUGAGAGGUGCAAGAAGACAUGGGGUGGGUUUAGUUUUCAGGCAUUUUCUGGGCUGCCGGGGUUCUUUAAACUGUCGGCGGCGUCCGCGUUGAUGUUGUGCUUGGAGAGUUGGUACUUUCAGAUCUUGGUUCUGUUGGCUGGGUUACUGGAUAAUCCUGAGUUGUCUUUGGAUGCUCUCUCUAUUUGCAUGACGAUUUCUGGAUGGGUGUUCACGAUAUCACUUGGUCUCAAUGCAGCCGCAAGUGUAAGAGUAAGCAAUGAGCUAGGAGCUGGGCAUCCGAAGUCUGCUGCAUUCUCCGUUGUGAUUGUGACUUUAAUCUCUUUCCUUAUCUCGGUGAUAGCAGCCAUAGUCGUGCUUGCAUUUCGCCACGUCAUCAGCUAUGCGUUCACAGAAGGAGAAGUUGUGUCCAAUGCCGUCUCAGAUCUCAGUCCUCUCCUUGCCCUUACCUUACUUCUCAACGGUGUCCAACCUGUCUUAUCUGGUGUGGCUGUUGGGUGUGGAUGGCAAACUUUCGUUGCAUACGUCAACGUGAGCUGUUAUUAUGUGGUUGGAGUCCCAUUGGGUUCCUUCCUUGGUUUUUACUUGAAACUUGGCGCGAAGGGAAUAUGGUCCGGGAUGAUUGGUGGCACAAUAAUGCAAACCAUGAUUUUAGUUUGGAUCACAUUUCGAACAGACUGGAAUAGAGAGGUGGAACAAGCAAUGAAGAGAUUGUAUAAGUGGGAAUGUGAGAAAGAACAACCCUGGAAGAGCUAAAAGAUGCUUAUUUUUGAUCUUCCUCAAUGCUAAGGCCACCUUACUUGCCCCCAAUGAGCAACUAAGAUAUGAAAAACUAUAGAGAAACUAUUAAUGUAAUCGACAAUUAAUGACUCUUGAGUGUUACAUAUAUGUUUGAUCUUUCUUUUUUCUAUCUUUGGUCAUUCUCUUUAAGUUCAUUAAUUGUCGAUUUCUAAAUUUUCUGUUGUGCUACAUUUGUCAUAUAUAAGUUGGUGCACACGCGCGUUACACGUGG
Ilex paraguariensis (yerba mate) is the source of this 1795-nucleotide messenger RNA. The record is from the annotation of a GenBank genome assembly. Lineage: Eukaryota; Viridiplantae; Streptophyta; Magnoliopsida; Aquifoliales; Aquifoliaceae.